AUGCUAGCUGUCAUAUCUGAGGAAGAUAUAUAUCUAAAUUUGGGGUUUAAUACAGAGGCGGAGCUAGGUGGAUACAAAGUACAAACCAUUGAAGCACAAAAUUACAGUCAUCUUCUUCCUCAACAAGAAAAGAAUGCUCUUAUAGAAAUAGCGGAGCAGUUGGGUAAAAAGGACUGGGAUUUUGAUUUGAAUCCUUGCAAUGGCAACACAAAUUGGACUACACCAAAAAUUGACAAUACAUCGACGUAUGUCAACAAUGUAACCUGUAAUUGCUCUACCCCUGAUGGUUUCUGUCAUGUACAAAUCAUAUUACUCAAAGGACAAGAUCUUGCAGGUGUUCUCCCUCCCUCCCUGGUCAAGUUACCUUACCUCAGGACAAUUGAUGUCUCGCGCAACUAUUUGAGUGGUACUAUUCCCCCUGAAUGGGCAUCUAUCAAACUGAAAUAUAUGUCUGUUAUGGUGAAUCGACUCUCUGGGCCAAUUCCUAAUUACUUGGGAAACAUGACUACACUACUUUAUAUGAGUUUGGAAAAUAACAUGUUUAAUGGAACUGUUCCAAAAGAACUCGGAAACAUGGUUAAUCUGCAGAGCCUGUAA
Molecule: messenger RNA, 597 nt
Organism: Solanum stenotomum
Lineage: Eukaryota; Viridiplantae; Streptophyta; Magnoliopsida; Solanales; Solanaceae
Product: probable LRR receptor-like serine/threonine-protein kinase At1g07650
Exons: 7
Coding region: 1-597 (198 amino acids)
Molecular function (GO): protein binding
Source: RefSeq, a predicted model, not a curated record